This is a messenger RNA of Stegostoma tigrinum, 1466 nucleotides long. RefSeq names its product ST13 Hsp70 interacting protein (gene st13). Gene Ontology annotation, molecular function: protein dimerization activity; Hsp70 protein binding. The transcript is spliced from 12 exons. The record is from RefSeq and is a predicted model, not a curated record. NCBI's taxonomy places the organism in Eukaryota, Metazoa, Chordata, Chondrichthyes, Orectolobiformes, Stegostomatidae. The coding region runs from base 58 to 1128 and encodes 356 amino acids.
GUGCUAAGGGGUGGGUGGGAGCAGGGAAGACUUGCAGCGCGCAAUCACUCAGCCAGCAUGGAUCCACAGAAACUGCGGGAUCUUAGCGCCUUUGUGCAGCUUUGCAAAGGGAACCCGGCUGUGUUGCAUCUGCCCGAGUUACGCUUCUUUAAGGAAUGGCUUGAAAGUAUGGGAGCAGCCAUCCCACCAGCAGCAGAACACCCGAAAUUUCAGGAGUCGUCAAAGAAAGCAGACACAGAAGAGAAGGCACCGGCUCCAUCUCCAGAGCCAUCUUCUGAGAGUGAAGAGAGUGAGCUAGAGAUCGAUAAGGAAGGUGUGAUUGAGCCAGAUAUUGAUGAACCCCAGGAAAUGGGAGAUGAAAGCCUUGAGGUUUCAGAGGAACUAAUGGAUCAAGCCAAUGAAAAGAAAAUGGAAGCUAUUAAUGCAUUGAGUGAGGGAAACUUGGAAAAAGCUAUUGGCCACUUUACAGAGGCUAUUAAGUUGAAUCCACGUCUGGCUGUUCUUUAUGCUAAACGAGCCAGUGUCUAUGUGAAAAUGCAGAAACCUAAUGCAGCUAUUCGGGACUGUGACAAAGCCAUCAGCAUCAAUCCUGACUCAGCACAGCCUUACAAGUGGAGGGGAAAAGCACACAGAUUGCUUGGUCACUGGGAGGAGGCAGCACGGGAUCUGGCCACAGCCUGUAAAUUGGAUUAUGAUGAUGAUACCAGCUCUACGCUUAAGGAGGUGCAACCUCGGGCUCAAAAGAUUAUAGAACACAGAAGAAAAUACGAAAGGAAGCGUGAAGAGAAGGCUAUGCGAGAGCGAAUAGAGCGUGCAAAAAAAGCAAAGGAGGAACAUGAAAAAGCACGUAAGGAGGAAGAGGCUCGCCGUCCAGGGGCAGCUGGAUUCAGUGGUUUCCCAGGAGGUGCUGGUGGUUUUCCAGGAGGAAUGCCUGGGAUGGCAGGAAUGCCUGGUUUGAAUGAUCUACUUGGUGACCCAGAGGUGCUUGCAGCUAUGCAGGAUCCUGAGAUAAUGGCUGCAUUCCAAGAUGUGGCCCAGAACCCAGCUAACAUCUCAAAAUACCAGAACAACCCCAAGGUGAUGAAUUUUGUGGGAAAACUAUCAACUAAAUUUGGUGCCAAGCCAUAAAGGGGCAGAUCACAGGCUGUUGGAAAUUUAAUCUUAAUUAGAAUUCCCUCCCCACCACCCCAUGCACUGCUCUUGUAUCUAUAUACCUCCCAAUGUUCAGAGUAGCCUGCUAUAUUUUUGAGUCUCUUUCUUAUAGACUUUGGUUUUUUUGAAACGGAAAAAAAUUGUUUCUCAUGCAAAUAAACUCUCAUGCUGCUUAAUGUCUAUGGUGACCUGGGUCUGGAAACAGGUUUAUCACUCACACUGAGACUUGAGAGUAUUAACCCUUUCACUACAAACGUUGGGGAUAUUUGAUGCCUCUUCUAUCAAUUAAUGCUAAAAUAAACUGUUUAAAAUUG